Lepidothrix coronata (blue-crowned manakin) is the source of this 594-nucleotide messenger RNA. RefSeq lists its product as uncharacterized. The transcript has a single exon. Lineage: Eukaryota; Metazoa; Chordata; Aves; Passeriformes; Pipridae. The coding region runs from base 1 to 594 and encodes 197 amino acids. The record is from RefSeq and is a predicted model, not a curated record.
AUGGGGUGGGGGCGGCGGCGGUGGCGCUGGGAGGGGGGCGGCGGGGAGCGGCGCUAUGAGGGAAGGGGCACCAGCCUGGAACAUGGCGGAGGAGGAACCGGGAGCCGCCGCUGCGUCCGGCCUCGGGCACGGGGGGACCCGGCGGGGGUGGGGGUUGCAGGGCGGCGAGGGGCAGCUGCCGCGGCCCGGCCCGGGGCCCGGCCCUGCCUUUCGCCGCCGCCCCCCGCCCGCCGGUCCCCAGAGCAGAAGUUGGAGCGGAAGCGGAAAGUUGUAACCCCGCGGGUCGGGGCCGCGACGUGGGGCCCGGGCGGCCGCGGGGAGGGGCGGGUGACGCCCGGCUCGGCCCUGCCGCGGGCGGGGAAGGGGACGGUCCCCGGCGGCCGCCGGCGUUGUCAGCGGGAAGUCCGAGCCGAGCCCCACCUAGUCCGGCCGCCGGGAGAAGCCGCUCGCUCUUUCCGGCCGGUGUGUGCGGGCGGGGCGGGGGGGUCGGGCCGGGCGGGCAGCCCGCAGGGAUUGUGCCGGGGGUGGCCAUGGAGCAGGACAAGCGGGCAGCGCCCUGGCCAGCGAGCUUCCCUCGGGCUUAUCACAAAAUGA